Molecule: messenger RNA, 4311 nt
Organism: Octopus bimaculoides (California two-spot octopus)
Lineage: Eukaryota; Metazoa; Mollusca; Cephalopoda; Octopoda; Octopodidae
Biological process (GO): regulation of transcription by RNA polymerase II
Cellular component (GO): nucleus
Molecular function (GO): DNA-binding transcription factor activity, RNA polymerase II-specific; RNA polymerase II transcription regulatory region sequence-specific DNA binding
Source: RefSeq, a predicted model, not a curated record
UCAGUUACGAAAGCAUGGCUGCUCGUUUUGUCGAUUAGUUGUAAUGUAUCACUUAGUUUGUUCUUUAUUAUCUUGAUUAGCCUUUACAAAGAUUUUUCUUAAUGUCUUGUCUCUCUUAAUUUUCCCGUAUUUCUGCAUCUAUCAUAUCUAAUCACACCAAAUAGCGAAGAAAAAUAUUAGAAAACAAAUUUCUCUCUACAAAGAUACCCCCACGGAAUAAAUGAAGAGUAUGCAAGACUAAAAAAAAUGACCUUAUCAAGAUAUGUAAUAUCAGUUAUAUAACCUUGAAGUAAUUUAUGAAGUUGUAAAGAAAGGUAUUGCAUUUGUAUUUAAUGAACAAGUGGAACAAUGGAGGAGGAACAAUGUGAGAGUCAGCUUCAUGAUGAUGAAGUCAAAUCUGAGGACGAGCAGCUUGACGAUGAAGUAAGAUCUGAAAGUCCAAUUCAUGAUGAUAUAAAAUCUGAGACAAAGUUAGAUAUAACAAAGAAAUUAUACACCUGUGAUGUGUGUUUGCUAAUCUUUUCUGAUGUCGGAAGUUUGACAGAGCAUAAACAGAUACAUGGGCCUGAAAAACCAUAUCCAUGUGAUAUCUGUGGCAAAUCAUUUUCACACAAAACUAAUUUAACUCGUCAUCACAAACAUGCACAUUCUGAAGGCAAAUCCUGCUGCUGUGAUAUCUGCGGUAAAACAUUUAUGACAAUCGAAACCUUAGCUACUCAUAAACGCACUCAUACAGAUAAGAAACCAUAUCAUUGUGAUGUCUGUAGUGAAAGCUUUACAAAACGUAAAACAUUGAAUGUCCAUAAACGUCGUCACACUGAGAAGCCACACGAAUGUGAUGUCUGUGGGAAAACAUUCUCUCACAGUGCUUAUUUAACUUCUCACAAACUGACCCAUUCAGAAGAGAAACCAUAUGAAUGUGAUAGCUGUAGUAAGACAUUUUCUCGGAAAGAUUACUUGAAACGUCACAGACGUGUUCACACUGGGGAAAAACCAUAUGAAUGCAAUGUGUGUGAGAAAUCGUUCUCUGGUAGUGCGAAUCUAACUUGUCAUAAGCGUAAACAUACAGGUGAAAAACCAUACGAGUGUAAUAUCUGUGGUAAAACAUUCUCGACAGUUGGAAAUCUAUCUUCUCAUAAACGAAUUCACUCUGAUGAGAAACCAUACGAGUGUGAUAUCUGCCAUAGAACAUUCUCUCAAAGCGGACAUUUAACUAAUCAUCAAAGUGUUCACACAGGUGAGAAGCCACAUCGCUGUGAUGUCUGCGGUAAAACGUUUUCAAUCAGUGGAGAUUUAACACGUCACAAACAUAGUCACACUGUUGAGAGACCUUUCCCGUGUGAUGUCUGUGAUAAAAAGUUCACAACCAGUGAACAUUUAGCUUCUCAUAAACUUAUUCACAUAGAGAAACCUCAUGAGUGUGAUGUCUGCGGUAAAACAUUUUCAAGAAAAAGAUAUUUAAUUAGACACAAACAUAUCCAUACCGGGGACAAGUCUUACCACUGUGACAUCUGUGGUAAAUCAUUCUUUAUGCAUGCAGACUUAAUUCUUCACAAGCAAAUUCAUACAGGUGAGGAACCUUACCAGUGUGACAUAUGUAAUAAAAUAUUUGCAAGAAAGAGGUAUUUAGUUAGGCACAGACACAUUCAUAAAGGCAAUAAAACUUCCCAGUCUGAUAGUAACUGUGAUAAAAAUGCACCUGAAGAUGAAAAUUCAGCUGAUAAUGAACCUGGAGAUGAAAAUUCAACAGCUAAUAAAGAUACUCACACAGAGAAACUACAUCAGUGUGAUGCCUGUGGUAAGAUAUUUGCACAGAAGAGAUAUUUAAUUCGGCACAAACAUAUUCACUCAGAUGAGAAGCCCUACCACUGUGAUACGUGUGGUAAAACAUUCUCUCGAAAUGACUAUUUGACACUUCACAAGCGUGUCCACUCAGGGGUAAAACCAUAUAACUGUGAUGUUUGCGGUAAAGCAUUCUCUACAACUAAAAUUUUAACUCGUCAUAAACGAAUUCACACCGGAGAAAAACCGUACCAAUGUAAUAUGUGUGGUAAAACAUUUACGUAUAAAACUACUUUAAAUUAUCACCACCAGAAAAGCAAAGACUGCCUUUAUAUACCACACGGCUUGGAUGUUCUUGCCUCUCAAUCUGCAGCAGAGUCUUCUUAUCCUUUGCCAGGAGCAUCUCUAAUGACUUCGCAAAAUCCUACAACCCACUAUCCUACAUCCAAUAUGGCUCUGUUAGCAGCACACUCGCUAUAAAAACUACAAUGUCUACAGCUUGUAUUGCUUCCAACUCCAAACUGCAUUUCAACAAAACUUUUCAAAACAGAGUUGUCAUGUAAAAGGACUCCUGCUAAAUAUAACCAUAUCUAGGUGUCUGGUCUUGGGUGUGUUCUUUCCCUAAGCCUCUGUACUCUUUGGCCUACAUCUUAUCAACCAAAAUCUUCAACCUUUCUCAUUUUCCAGAAAGAUCUAUGGAAACAUGCAGCAGUGUAUUGCUUCUUCCAAAAUGGGAAUUACCAGCCUAUUUAUCUUUCUCUUACUCUCUUCCAGCACCUCAGAAAUGAUAACAGAAACAGUUGUAAACAUUUUCUCCCUCAGUGGCCUCCAUUAAGUAUCUUUAGAUGUAUUUCAACUGGAGAUUUGUUUUGUGAGUACUCUAGUGAAAGAUGGCAUUUUAAUCCAUUUUGCCUGAAUACCUAAGCUGAGGUGCCUACCAUUGGUUUAUAUCAUGUCUUUUUGUCUGGAUUUCUGCAAAAUCAAUGCACUGUUAAAUGUGUGCAGAUGAGGCCCUCACCAAUACAUAUUUUAUAAACUCUGGUCUACUCCAUGGUCCAACUACAUUUCCAACACUUCUAUGCAGACGAUUUUACUGUCGCUCUUACAUACAUCCAAGCCCAACACGGGUCUUGUGCUUUUUCCAUGAAACCGAGGAAGCUUGAACAGAUUCUUCAUGACUUUAAUGACAAUCUAAUCUCUUUCAACAACAUAAUAACAAGCCAAGCAGUCAAUCCUGUAUUUCAUCCUCUAUAAACAUGAUCGAAGUCCCAGAAAGUGCAAGAUCUCACAAUCUUCAAUGAUCUCUCAUGGUAAUCUCUUGUGCUAAACACUUUUCACAAUCCUCCGGAGCUUCAUAUCGUUCCUGUCAAUAAAAAAGUGUAAACAUUGACAAUAUGCUUAGUCAUGUGUGCAAAUUAUGAUCUCUACAGAUGUUUACUCCAAAGUCAUUGUAGAAUGAGACUUCAGUGUUUUCUUGUAGGAAGACUCGAUUGAUUUGCUGUGGUGUGUGUAUAAUUCCUCAUGCCAAUAUGAUUGAUAUCUGUAGUUAAAACAUUUGUAACAGAUAUUUGGUUUUCCACAAACAUUCAUAUAGUUCAUAACGAUACUCAUAGUAUAUGUCAUUCUUAUUCACCAAUUUCCAUAAACCUAUUCAUACAGGUGGCAUUAAUGAUAAAAUAUUCUAGAAAUUCUGUUUUAACUAGUCUCAUGUCAUAACUGAAAAUCAUUGUCGCAAUUAAAGAAGCUAUCACAACACAAUAAAUCACGGUAUGUUGCCUGAAUGAAAUGUGUUUAUAUUAGAAUUUUUAGUAAAUCUUAGAAAAUGAGUGACAGUUUUGUUUAUAGUGCUAUUGUAACAUUUUUGGUAGAAUUGUUUGAAAGACAACCAUAAAAUACAGCUGUAAUAUUUCACCAUUCCUGACUCUUUAAUUUUAUAUAUAUAUAUAUAGAUGUUACACAUGAUUGAGAAGGUCUUUGAUGAAAAAAAAUAUUAAAAGUUGCAUAAAUGUAACUUUUCCUUUGAAAUAUUUCCAUGUUAAAUUCUUACAGUAGUUUAACUUUUUCCCUUUCAAAUUGACAGAAAUUGGAGGUUAUUUUUGUAAAUUACGUUCCAGAAUCCUCCUCGACAUUGUGUUUAAGCUGAUUAUAAACUGCUAUUUGUCACUAUAACCAUUAACUUGGUCAAAUCUUAUUUUUUAAAGAUAAAUUUUAUGUUGUAAUUAUAUUUGAAAUGGAUAUAUAGAACUGUCUGUCAAAUUAUUACUCCUUUGGAAAUGUUUUGUUACAUUUCUGAUUUACUUACAGUGGAUUAACUUGAAUAAUGAAUCUGGCUAUAAAUAUGCAGUUAUCAAAAUUGUAUCACUUAAUUGCUGGCAAUAAAUGUGUAUUUUAAAAAAUAAUCUUCUGAUGUAAAAGUUGUCCUUCGAAAUCUUAUCUCAUGGGAUAUCUUCAAAUAUAUAAGUGCCAAAUGAAUGAAUACAUCAAAAUUAUAAUGUAAAAUCUAAAUAAUAAAUAUGAUGAAUUUCUCAA